CGUUGGCAGUAGCAACAGAGAGCCAUCCAAGGUUUUGAUCUGAUGGGAAUAUUCAGUCUCGCUACCAUGCCGCUCGUUCGCUUACUUGCGCUCAUCGUGCUGCUCACCGUAGUCGCUGCCUUCACCGACGAUAAAAAAUGCGCCUCAAAGGAAAUUGGUUCUUAUGGCGACCACAUACGUAGAUUUGAAGAGAAAAUUCCAUACGGGAAGACAAGAAAAGACUUUAUCGAAAAACCUUGCAAGCCAGACAAGUGGGUCGGUGAACAGGUAGAGGUGUGCAACGUAAAGAAAACUACUAAAGAGUUCCCAUCCAUUGAAGGACCUCCCGAAGGAAAGUUAACACCCGUGAAUCUCACUUGUAAAGAUCAUGACGGAUGUGACUUAUCUUAUGUUUAUCAAUGUAUGAGUAAGUAAACUGACCUUUAGGCCUUGUUUCAAACUUAAAACACUUUCACUAGGUGGUUAGUUUUUUGCGGUUUCAGUCUUGCAAGUGCGACGUACGUGCGCUGAAGCGUGCCGUACGUUACAAGUUUUGCGGAAACCGCAAGAAAUUAAUAGCAGUGCGUGCUAACCCUUA
Messenger RNA from Cydia splendana, 577 nucleotides. RefSeq lists its product as uncharacterized. The record is from RefSeq and is a predicted model, not a curated record. Bases 43 to 414 code for a protein of 123 amino acids. The transcript has 3 exons. Lineage: Eukaryota; Metazoa; Arthropoda; Insecta; Lepidoptera; Tortricidae.